AGCAGCCCACAGCAGUGGUGUGGAGAGAGUUGUCAGGAUUUAGCUUCUGGAGAGUGUUAGAAGGGGAACGAGGACGGCUAUUUUUGUGCAAUGCCGAAUAAAGCAAAAAAGGAGAAGGAGUCUCCCAAGUCUGGAAAAGUUGUUAAAAUUGGAGGACAAGAGAACUCCGACCAUGAGCAGAGCUCCAACAGAAAAGGCAGCAACAGCGUCCCUCCGACCACUCAGCUGCUAAAGGGCAAGCAGCCAGGUUCCCAGACCCCUGUCAAGAAGGACAAGAGGCAGAGCUCGUCCCGCUUCAGCCUCAGCAACAACAGAGAGCUGCAGAAGCUGCCCGCCUUCAAAGAUGUCCCUCUAGCCGAACAGGAGAAGCUGUUUGUCCAGAAGCUGCGUCAGUGUUGCGUCCUCUUCGACUUCGUGUCGGACCCUCUGAGCGACCUGAAAUGGAAGGAAGUGAAGCGGGCGGCGCUCAGCGAGAUGGUGGAGUACAUCACCCACAACAGGAAUGUCAUAACAGAGCCCAUCUACCCCGAGGUGGUGCACAUGUUUGCAGUGAACAUGUUCAGGACGUUGCCUCCAUCGUCCAACCCCACAGGGGCCGAGUUUGACCCAGAGGAGGAUGAGCCCACUCUAGAGGCUGCAUGGCCACAUCUACAGCUCGUCUAUGAGUUCUUUCUCCGGUUUCUAGAGUCUCCCGACUUUCAACCAAAUGUAGCAAAGAAGUAUAUCGACCAGAAAUUUGUAAUGCAGCUAUUAGACCUGUUUGACAGUGAAGACCCUAGGGAACGAGACUUUCUAAAGACCACUCUGCAUCGCAUCUAUGGCAAAUUCCUGGGCCUCAGAGCGUACAUCAGGAAACAGAUAAAUAACAUAUUUUAUAGGUUCAUUUAUGAAACGGAACACCAUAAUGGAAUAGCAGAGUUAUUGGAGAUAUUAGGAAGCAUAAUCAAUGGUUUUGCCCUACCGUUGAAGGAGGAGCACAAGAUCUUCCUCUUGAAAGUGUUGCUGCCUUUACACAAAGUCAAGUCUCUUAGUGUUUAUCACCCGCAGCUGGCGUACUGUGUGGUGCAGUUUUUAGAAAAGGACAGUACGCUCACAGAACCGACGGUGAUGGCUCUGUUGAAGUACUGGCCGAAAACCCACAGUCCAAAGGAAGUGAUGUUCCUCAAUGAGCUGGAGGAGAUUCUGGAUGUCAUUGAACCCUCUGAGUUUGUCAAGGUCAUGGAGCCCCUCUUCAGACAGCUGGCCAAGUGUGUGUCCAGCCCACACUUCCAGGUGGCAGAGAGAGCGUUGUACUACUGGAACAACGAGUACAUUAUGAGUUUGAUCAGUGACAACGCCGCCAGGAUCCUCCCCAUCAUGUUCCCGGCUCUGUACCGGAACUCCAAGACCCACUGGAAUAAGACGAUCCACGGACUGAUCUACAACGCCCUGAAGCUCUUCAUGGAGAUGAACCAGAAGUUGUUUGACGACUGUACACAGCAGUUCAAAGCAGAGAAGAACAAGGAGAAGGCUAAAUGGAAAGAGAGGGAAGAAGCAUGGGUGAAGAUUGAGAAUCUGGCCAAGUCCAACCCACAGUUCCUGGUGUACGUUGACCCAUCAGGCCCAGGUAGUCCCAUGGAGACCGAUGAACCAGUGAUUGAUGACGUUAACAUGCUGAAGAAGACUAUAGCGGAAGAGGCCACGCAGCUCCAGAGGAACCAGCGUAAAGAGCGUCCGCUGGUCAGGAGGAAGUCUGAGCUGCCUCAGGACAUGUCUACCGUCAAGGCCCUGGAAACCCACCGGAGAGCGGAGGACAUGGUCACACCCCACGAUGGCCACUAGAGACCACACCGGCGCCCUCACACACACACCCGUACACACAUGUAGCCAGAGCCCCACACACACAGACAGACCAGCACACAGCGGCCCAGCACAGAGCAGUCCAGGCCAGAACAGAACAACACAACAGACUGGUUUGGGUUGACGACAAAGCUACAGCUCGAACCAGUUCAGCACAGUACAACUGUACCCGGUCCACUCCAGCUCAGCUACAAUGAGAUCAAUGGCGCAGGACAUUAUGGCACAACCAAACAGGACGUUGCCCCCCAUCCCUUCUCUGUCUUGUAAAAGCUCUUUGGGGUGCAGUGCUGCCCCCUUCUGGUCUUUCUCUCAGGUCUUUUGUUGUCCGGUUGAUUUAGUCAUUUGUCUCUUCGUUUUAGAACUGUCCGACAGACGUGUGUUGGGACAUGUCUCUGUGCCCAAUGGGCGGAAGAACAAGCAGCUCGGUCAAAAACCACUUUCUCUGUCUCUCCCCAUCUCUUUUAGGCUAUGAAAGCGCAGUACUUCUCUCUCACCGUUUUCCCUAGAGACGUUACAGCUGCUAUUGCCAUGAGCUUUAUCUGUCUUUGUGCAGAUUUUUGUGUUCUGCUUUGAUUGAUUUGCCAGGAGGGGAGGGGGAGCGCCGUGGACUGUCUGUGUUGGUCAUGUAAUGAGCUGGCUUGUGCCCUCUACCGGACAUCUUCUGGUCUGCUCAAACCUAGUUUGGUGCCAACGUUAGUUUUGUUCUUUCUUUUUUAAGUUUUUUUUUUUUUAUCCAUAGGAAAUUGUAGGCAAUAAGUUGACCCAGGGUCCGGUGUGUUUUGGGGGUUCAAACGAUGGUAAAGGGUUUCUAAGCCCGGGGACACAGCACAUCUAGAGUUCUUCGGGAUCGGUUGUAAAUCACUGUCCAUGUGAACGCCAAGAGACUUUCCAUCUGUAUUUCACAAUCUUUCAGCAUGUUUGAAUUCAAUCAUAACUGGUGUCCAUCAAAGGCCCAGCUCCUGUCACAGCUUGCAAGUAUGUUGAAAACCGCUUGGUUCUGAUCAUUCCUGUUCAGUGUUUGGACUGCCAUUGAACUUCAGCAUAUGACUGGGACAAGAGGGACACAGCUGGGCCUCAGAGAGGAAGAAUUAUCUUCAUCUUUGACGGCGCUGUUAGCAAGUAGUAUCCCCGUUCAGGGAUAGAAAGACCAUUCUAUCGGGAUAGACAGCAUUGAAUUUGAACACAUGCCUUUCUUUUCAUAGUGCCUUUAUUGUACAAGUGGGACAUCGGCUAAACUGGGAAUAAAAUAGCAGCGUUAUCUGAAUACCAAACAAUGUCAGAUUUAGCAUUGGCUUCCGAACAGGUCACAGACUCAUACGCACGCCGCGGCUGAGGGUAUUCACUCUGUUUACGCCGUGCCGAGUGUAAAACACACAAGCUGUUUAACUAUAGUUGAACGCCUUGAUAAAUCGACAAACCUUGAGGAGUGUUCAGUCUAGAGAGGAGUUGAGUCACCCCAACGACUUAACAUAGAAGCACUUCCUGAUAAAACUUGAACACGAUAAGAGUUGAAACCAGUCAUGCUGUCUGGUCGGCCCACUUCUGUCAGCUCCUCUGCGUGCCUGAUGGAGGUAUUGAGAAAGAACUGGCUCGACCAGCCCCCCCCCCCCCCCCCCCCCCCCCCCCCACAACCUUGUAGGAUGCGGCCCGAAUGCUACAUCCCCUGCCUGUAGCCCUAUAAACUGUGGCGAAAAGUAGUGGGCCGUUUAGGACCGCGUUGCCAUUUGAGCCGUAGCCAUUGUGUUGAUGUGUCUGUGAAACAAUACCAUUGUUUGAACUGCCAGACAGACAUGCUCUUUAGCUGUAUCGUCGUAGAGAACCUCGCCAUUCAGGUGGCGCGUGUGUGUCCGAGACAAUGCUUCUGAAUGCUUGCACGGUCUCUUCCUUUGCCUGCAGAAACUCUGUUGAUGUUCAAAUUGAAUGUGCAAAUUGUAAAUAUACUACUACUACUACUACUACUACUACUACUACUACUACUACUACUACUAGAUCAUCGCAUUGCUUUGCUGUCUAUCCUUUGUCUUGAAGAAUAACAUUCACCAAUUAUUUGCCAUCCGCUCCCCCUCCAACUAUUUUGCUGUAAAAUGACUAAAAGGUGGUGUAGAGUCCUUUAGGUGGCACAAAACAGAACUGGGUGUCUACUGGCUUAUGGUUGGUUCGCUUACAAUAUUGUCCAUGAAGGGAUCCCUGUGAUCCUCAUUGUUUCUCAGUAACGAUAAUGGGGUCUUUAGUUAGCUUCCUGAAUUGACUGAACGUAAACCGAAUAGAGGCCAACCCUGCCAGUGUCCUGGGAUCAGAGAGGAACUCUACGUUGGUGAUUGUUGUUCUUUGUCUAAUGGCUUUAAUAUUCCAGCUUCUUCUGAGCUCUCUUCCUUUCACAUGAGCUUAUGGUUGUUUUCUUCAAGAAUUAAUGAUACUGCAAGUGUCCUUUUAGUAUAUACCCUGUACUAAAUGGCUUCAUCUAAUAUUGUACAUAUAAUGUACUUUUAUUUUAUGUUAUAUCUAUUAUUAAAUGAUAGAUUUCAUAUUUUGUACAAAAUGUCCCCUCUGUACAGAAAACAAAGGAUGUGGCACCGAUGGCGACAGACUUAAACGUAACUUUUUUUUGCAUUUAGAACAGUUUAGAAUUUGGAUUCAAAUUUUUUAUCAAUUUGUAAUUUAAUAUUUUUGUUUCAGCAUUUACAUGUGAUGAGAUUCUACAUACAUUAGCCUUUUGUGUGUGCUUUUAUCCAAAACCAGUGGUGUACAUCUAUCUAUAUACAGUAAAUAAAGAGAACAUGUGAGUUUUAUAUUUUCAUCCUA
This is a messenger RNA of Esox lucius (northern pike), 4641 nucleotides long. It is a transcript of the gene ppp2r5cb, whose product is annotated as protein phosphatase 2, regulatory subunit B', gamma b. Gene Ontology annotation, molecular function: protein phosphatase activator activity. Bases 91 to 1821 code for a protein of 576 amino acids. Gene Ontology annotation, cellular component: protein phosphatase type 2A complex; nucleus; cytosol. Gene Ontology annotation, biological process: protein dephosphorylation; signal transduction. Lineage: Eukaryota; Metazoa; Chordata; Actinopteri; Esociformes; Esocidae. The record is from RefSeq and is a predicted model, not a curated record. The transcript is spliced from 16 exons.